Messenger RNA from Chlamydomonas reinhardtii, 1643 nucleotides. RefSeq lists its product as uncharacterized. The record is from RefSeq and is a predicted model, not a curated record. NCBI's taxonomy places the organism in Eukaryota, Viridiplantae, Chlorophyta, Chlorophyceae, Chlamydomonadales, Chlamydomonadaceae. Bases 124 to 1182 code for a protein of 352 amino acids. The transcript is spliced from 5 exons.
GCCAUUUCACCUUGCGCGAACUGCUGAAACAGAGACACGUUGGGCAUGACAUGGACGAGUUGACGCGCACAGGCUAUACAAGAGCUGUAUAAUUGAGCAUAGUCUUAGAUUAAUCUACACAUCAUGGAGCCAAUACUAGACGCGUUGACGGCCUCGCCGAACCCCCAGCUCUUUGAGCUAGACCCUCCUCGCUACACUAGCGCAUUCGGCCGGCGAACCGACGCCGUCUUCAAAGCAAAUGUUCCUCCAGCGCCUAUGCUGUUCUCUCAGGACCAGGGCCUUGUCCUGUACGAGCGGGUCAUCUCCACCAAAGCGGAGAACCAGCUGCUGCAGAAGCUCACCAAACCCAAGUUCUACCACCACGCGCCGAUCGUGCCGGCAAAGAAGGGCGAGGGCUCGCCCCGCCGCGGCGCCGCCAACAGCUCACUAGCAGCAGCCCAGCACUCGGCACCACCCCCGCAGCACCACCACCACCACCACCCCCUGCCCUCAGCACGACACGCCUCGCCGCACGGCCACUCCACAGCCACACACCAUGCGACUGGCCACCCCAGGUCUGCCCCCGCAUCGCGGCCAGGCAGCGCCACCGGUGGCGGCAGCGGCGGCGCCGGCGCUGCCGGGCCGCCGGGGUCAGCGGGCGCAGCCCUGACAUCGACGUCGGGGCCAGGGGUGGGGACGCAUCGGCCCGCGUCCGGCCGGUCGCGGGUGCUGGCCUCGACGCCGCCGGAGGGCUCGGCGCGGGCGCAGGAGGCCGGGAAACAGGCGGUGGCGGCGGCGGCGGCAGCCGCGGCGGCGCCGGGGACGCAGCCGGGAGCGGGGCAGCGGCACCGGCGGAGUCGUAGCAUGUCGCCUGGGCAAGCGGCGGCGGCGGCGGCGGCAGGAGGGGCGGGCGGUGGGCGGGCGCCCCACCGCAAACCUCUGUAUCCUGAAGACGGGCCGCUCAAGGACUACUUCAGCAAGGAGCGCGCCUCGGUGACCGCCACCACGGUCUUCACGUGGGGCAACCGAUACAAGAUUGGGGCGGCGGGCGCCGGGUCGGGCGUGUCGGGUGCACUAGGAGCUGGCGGCGGCGGCGGGGGAGGCAAAAAGAGCGGGCGCGGCGGCGGCGGCGGCGGCUCGGAUGGCAGCGCCGGCUUUACGUCGUACAUGCCGACGCAGCACAAGCCGCCGCUACGGCUGUAGCUGUGGCUGGCAGGCUGUAGCUUUGGGGGGGGCGCUGAGCGGGCUUUGUUGGCUGCGGCAGUGAGGAGGAGACUGGUGAUGGGCAGGGUCAUCUCAGGGUGACAAAGAACAACAAACAAUGAGCCCGAACAAUGCAUACCGUAAUAUAUAUUAUUUGCAGGCAAGCAGGAAUGCUGUGGAACUGUUUGGAAUCAUUGCGCGUGGUGUGUGUGGGGGGGGCGCAGGGGCACUCACAGCGCAGGGCAGGUGUGUGGGCCGUGCUGGUUGGGGCUGGUAUGGGUGUAGGGCUGAUGUCGAAAGGCGGUGGGCGGCGGCGUUUUGGGCUGACGUGCUUCGCGCAGCACGUGAUGAUACUGCCCUGCGACUGCGUUUGUGACUGUGACAUUGUGGCGGCAUUGCGGCAUUGCAAAGAAUGGAAGAGGCAGUCCGGGACUGGGGUCCCCACGUCACCUGUUGGUGUA